AAACGCAUCCAUGCCGACGUAAAACAAAUCCAUUUUGCUGCAACAUCCUCCAUGGACGGAUCUUCUUCCCAAAUGUCUUGUGUUCUGAGACUGGACACCCAGAGUCGUGGAUGGGACAAAUCCAUGCAUAAGCUCUUCAAGGGCAUUCGAGAUGUGACGUACACGAUCGAUGCAACGAGAGGGUUAGCGUACGUGUCGGGGAAAAUCAGCCCAGAGAUAAUUCUGAGGAUACGAAAAGCGAAGAAACACGCACAACUAAUCCACAUGGAUUAUGGUUAUAACCCUAACCUGCCACCCACUAAUCCCGAUAAUUUCCCGCCUGAAAACAUACCCAUUAGUUUUAAUUCCCCUUAUAAUUACCCGGCCGAAGCUCCUAAUCUUCCUCCGCCUCCGCCUCCGCCUCCGUCGCCGUAUAAUAUGUAUAACAUCAACUACCGUUACAAUCCGUACGAGCAGCAGCAGCAGCAGGCCGUGGCGUCUCCGUACAACUACUUCCAGCAUCCGUACUACUACGGAGCGGCGGAGGUUCCGUACUCUCCGCCGCCGCAGAUUCCGACAAGGGAUACUGUCACCGGUGAACCUCAGUGUCUGAUUCUCUGAACUUGUCUGUCGUUUUAAUUAAGGUUGUGAAUGUAUUUAUUCGUUGCAUGUCUUUGUUGUUAU
Molecule: messenger RNA, 663 nt
Organism: Tarenaya hassleriana
Lineage: Eukaryota; Viridiplantae; Streptophyta; Magnoliopsida; Brassicales; Cleomaceae
Product: leucine-rich repeat extensin-like protein 5
Exons: 3
Coding region: 52-600 (182 amino acids)
Source: RefSeq, a predicted model, not a curated record